Messenger RNA from Ipomoea nil (Japanese morning glory), 1527 nucleotides. RefSeq lists its product as uncharacterized. Bases 1 to 1527 code for a protein of 508 amino acids. The transcript has 2 exons. NCBI's taxonomy places the organism in Eukaryota, Viridiplantae, Streptophyta, Magnoliopsida, Solanales, Convolvulaceae. The record is from RefSeq and is a predicted model, not a curated record. Gene Ontology annotation, molecular function: zinc ion binding; nucleic acid binding.
AUGCUCUCGGGAGUCUCUCCCAAACCAUCGGCGGUGAGGUCGCCAGAAGACCAAGAUCUCCUUGAACGGAGCACAAAGAAAACUAAGACGGGAAACCAUGAGCCCAGUGAAGGUGUAACAAAUGGUGAUCAAGUGAUGGAAAAUGGCGAGACAGUGAGCCCACCUGUGACCUCGCCGACGGCAAACAUCUUCUACAAGGCAGUGGCUGCGAACGAGACGGUGGGGCUAGAACCAACUGAAAAGGAUUUGGAACUCAUCUCUGAUGAUGAAGUGGACGGGGAGGACGAAGUGGACGACCCAAUCUAUCCAAAGAUCACCCUUACGAAAGAAGAAAAGUUCCAUAUGAGAAUAAAAUGGAGAUUAACGCUGAUCGUCAAGGUGUUUGGCCGGAGCGUGGGAUAUACCUAUCUCCUCAAAAGAUUGAUGGCCAUGUGGAAACCAAAGGCGAUAAUGGAAUUGGUUAUCACCGCUAAUGGAUACUUCCUAGUGAAGUUUGGAUCGGAAGACGAUUACGACUUUGCAAAAUACGAGGGGCCCUGGAUGGUUCUCGACCAUUACUUAAUCGUUAAAGAAUGGAGGCCAAACUUCGAUCCUUGGACAAAUACCACCGAAAAUAUCCUUGCCUGGAUUCGUAUGCCAUGCCUUCCAGCUGAAUAUUAUGAUCAUAAUUUUCUGAUGAAGGUGGGUAGGAAAGUUGGCCGCCCAAUCAUGAUAGACACAGCCAAAAACCUUGCAUCAAGGGCUAGCUUUGCUCGAAUCUGCGUGGAGGUGGACAUCACAAAGCCUCUACUGUCAAAGUUUAAGGUUGGAAAGAGAGUUAGAACGGUAACGUACGAAGGAAUCCAUCUAAUAUGUUUCAAGUGUGGAAUGUAUGGCCACAACCAUGAAAAGUGUGAGAAGAAAUCUCCAAACGAGAAUAUGGCCGCUCAGCCAGCGGAUCAGACUGAGCGUAGCCUAGGAACUCCGGCCACCGGUGACGCGAAUGGACAAAGCGCCACCCUCAACGGGUCUAGAUAUGGAGCUCUAGCAGAGACUGUUGAAGAGAAUACUGAAAUUCCUGAGGAGGUCGAAGAAGAGCAAAAUGGGCUGGUUACUACAAACAAAACCCGCCAUGCUAAAUAUAGACUUGACAAAGGCAAAAGGCCUGCAGUCCAAGUAUCAGAAAAACAAAUUCAGGGUAAUAAUACUCACGGGCUUCACUCUAAGCAGGCCAUGCAAGAUGGCACGUCGACAAGAAAAGAAAAUACUCAACGUAAGAAAGGCAAAGAAACGAACCAGGCGGCUGCCGAAAGUGAGCACACAAUGGUAAGAGGUGACAAAGAAGGUGGUAAGACCACGGAGACAAUAUCCCUUGCCACGGAAGAUGAUAACAUCAAUAUCCAUCUUGUGAAAACAAUCGACCCAGAGCAUUCCAGUGACCCCCCAGACGGGAAUCUGCAGAGCAAUGGGAACAUGGUGGUUGAUGUGGAAGCGUGUGCUGACGGCAUUGAGCUGUUGGAUGAGGGGGAAAUGGAGAUGGAGCUCUGA